GUUCAAGCAGCUGAAGUUAUAACACAAUAUCACUACACACAUUUAAAACCUUUGCAACUACGACCUAAAACAGCACCAAACAAUAAAGCGCCGCGACAGUUCCGACAGGGUAACACAUAGCAUGGCGUUCUGGGCCUCUCGCCUUGGGCGCUCUGAGCCACUUAUUAGCCGGUGUAGGCGGAGCGCCGUGGUCAAGCCGGUUGCAUGGAAGCAGGCGGAGGAACCGGCAAAAAAGCCCGUAAGCCAACCGACACCGCGAGUCGCCGAGCUCCCCGCAGCCGCGCCUGCUACUUCUGGUGCGAAUGCGCGCAGCAAGCCGCACGCGCCGCGCCAGGUGACCAUGCCCCUGCGCAAUGGCAACCCCCGGCGCACCGAGACGGAGCUCGUCCUGACACAGCCACAGCCACAGCCACAGCCACAGCCACAGCCACAGCCACAGCCACAGCCACAGCCACAGCCACAGCCACAGCCACAGCCACAGCCACAGCCACAGCCACAGCCACAGCCACAGCCACAGCCACAGCCACAGCCACAGCCACAGCCACAGCCACAGCCACAGCCACACCCACACCCACACCCACACCCACACGCAUGCCGGCUGCGCCGCGCCGCGUAACGCCACCCUUCACAUGUUCUCGCUCCUCUUUCCUACGCGCCCGCUCCUACACACCCGACCAGGCGCAGCGCGAUCUGGCGGAGCUGUGUAAUGACGACGCCGCAGACAAGGACUCCUGCUGGCGGGUUGUGGACUAUUUUACUGCUAAGCGGAAGCAGUACGAGCAGCACUGUGACCUGGGGAAUGAAAAGGGCGAGCAUGAGGCAGCGGCCUGCAUGGCGCUAAACAACUUGGAGAAGUUCGCGCGAGAGAACAUGGCCGCGGGCAGUGUCAAGGUGUUUGAGACCAACCUGCGCAUUAUGCAGCGCCAGGAGGAGAAGCGGCGCCUGCAGCAGCAGCAGGGCGCCGCCUCCAGCACCGCACCCGCCAUCCCGCCGCCCAUGACCAGCGAGGAGGCGGCGGCGCGUGUGGCGCUCAUCCGCCUCUUCCACACCCUGGACAGAAACCAAGACGGACGCCUCAGCAUGCUGGAGUUCCAGGAGGGCAUGGAGCGGCUGUGCGCCAGCGAGCUCACGGACGACGACAUCCGCAUGAUCAGCGACGCGCUGGGGGUGCACGGCGGAUACCUGGACAUUGACGCCUUCAUGGACGUGCUGGAGUCCAGCGCCUACCUGCAGCAGGCCGCUGUGCAGGGCCGCACCGCCCACGCCUCAGCAGGCAUGGCCGCAAACAACGCCUACCUGCGCCACCACCAGCCCGUGCCGCACAUCAGCCACACGCAGCACGUGACGCACACGAUGCCGCACACGCAGCAGGGCGGCGUCGAGGGCCCCGGAAGCGGCAGCGGCGGCCAGGCAGCGGGGCCCAAGAGUCCCGCCAAGGGCGGCCCCAUCCCGCCACGGAACCUCUAAGCUCUGGGCGAGGUAGGCGUGGCGGUUGAGAGAGGGAGCAAGCGGCUUUGCACUGAGCCCGCAGCACGGCAGCACGGAUGUGUGUAGCUCGGACAGGGCCUGGGCCCUUGUGCUCAGGUUGCGGUGGUGUGCGAGCGAGACGGUCCUACGAGGAGCGGCCGAGCGAGGCCACAAGCCUCGUAGGCCACAUCAGCAGAGGCUGCGUCAUGUAAGCACGGCAGGCAGCUGUAGGAGCAGGCUCGUGUUUGGACACGAGUUUGCACGUGACGCGUUGUCGAGCGGCACCGGCAAGCCUGGUAUCCCGGCUUCUUUCCUUGCUUUGGGGCAGCCGCAAUCAGUGGCGCUGCGUGUUUCGUAGCAGUGCGCGUGUGUAUGUAUGCAUGGAUCGGGCCUCAGCCCUCAGGAGGCCGUCGCGUGUAUGGAGUGCCCGGUCAUGUGUGUGACCGGCUGCGAUAGGCGGCAUGUUUUGCGGGGGUGCUGGACAACCACGGAGUCAUGGAUGUUACAGCUUCAAAUCGUCGUCUCCAUCUCUUAGUUGCGUGUGCUCAAAGUCAGUGUGUUACAGUGUGGGUACAACACGGAUGCAGGCGUCUGUUGCUUCCGUGUAAUCCUGUUGGGAGUGUUGAUUGUCAGGACGUGUGCAGUUAAUUCGAAGCCCUGUUAUGCGAGCGCGUGCGUGAAGGCGAACGUCAAUUGGGGGGCCUGUGAUACAUGGAGGGCAGGAGGGCAGGAGGGUACCGUCCGUGCAGAUGGGUGGGAGGGGACAAUUCGUGCCAGAUGGGGGUGGUGGAUAGCCGCCCAUAUGGGGGUGGGGGCGGGGGGGGGGGGGGGUAGGCAAAUACGCAUCCCCGAACAGGUUGGGACAUCCUAAGAGAUGCUAAGCCAGGACAUUAGCACACGCUUCCACAAUGAAUCUAGCUGCUUGUCGCGCUUGACGGCCUCGUCAGUAUCACACCCUGUUACCUGCGUAUCAGAACGUGCGAGAACGGCUUGAAACUGACUCGACAUCCCGUGCACAACAUCCCAUCAUCCCGACAUCUGUGGGUUUGGCAGCGCGGAUUAUAAGCGUAUUUUGACGCUAUGAUGUCAGCUCCGUACUACGUAUUAAUGACGAUUCUUGACGGAAACGUGUCUGACAAGGAAAGAGUGUGAGGGUUUCGGCGUGUACCGUAGUCUAUAGUCAUCCGAAUGCGGAGAUGCGGGGGAAUGCAUUGGGCAACCUAAUCGAACGUCCCAUGGCUGUCAUGAGCGGGGAGCGGGCGGUCUGGCUAGCCUGCUGCUGGGCCUGCUGGUGUGCACGCCGAUGCAGCCUGGGUACCCGACGAGCUACUCAGCUACUAUGCUCAGAAGC
Molecule: messenger RNA, 2818 nt
Organism: Chlamydomonas reinhardtii
Lineage: Eukaryota; Viridiplantae; Chlorophyta; Chlorophyceae; Chlamydomonadales; Chlamydomonadaceae
Exons: 10
Coding region: 205-1467 (420 amino acids)
Molecular function (GO): calcium ion binding
Source: RefSeq, a predicted model, not a curated record